This is a messenger RNA of Nothobranchius furzeri (turquoise killifish), 4614 nucleotides long. It is a transcript of the gene tjp3, whose product is annotated as tight junction protein 3. Gene Ontology annotation, molecular function: cell adhesion molecule binding. The record is from RefSeq and is a predicted model, not a curated record. Gene Ontology annotation, biological process: protein localization to cell-cell junction; cell-cell junction organization; positive regulation of blood-brain barrier permeability. Gene Ontology annotation, cellular component: bicellular tight junction; plasma membrane. NCBI's taxonomy places the organism in Eukaryota, Metazoa, Chordata, Actinopteri, Cyprinodontiformes, Nothobranchiidae.
UUAUUGGAAAGUUGACCAAGACGUGCACUUACUACUGACACCACGGAGCGGGACCUGUUUGACUUUUUGAACCUUUAGCAGAAGGACUUGCCGAUGACUCGCAGCAUGCGUUAGGAAUGAUGAAGUGUGCCAUUUUUUCAUUUAUUCUUGGAUUUGAGUUAUUAGUCUAGCUGGGACCUCUUCCUGUUGCUUUUUGUCAUCUUUGUGUGUGAGUCGUUCACUGACCUGCACACAGGUGGAGCUUUUUGAUUUGGUCACUUUUUUUAAAGGAGAGAACCGUAUUUAGGUAUCAACAUGAAUCUGAGGCAGAGAAUGAAACUGCUGAAGCACUUUGGCUCUGAGCCGCCGGAGUUGAAACCGAAGCCUCCGCUGCUGGUGGUGCCUAAACCAGGUAUGGAGGAGUUGACGAUAUGGGAGCAACACACAAUCACACUAAACAAAGACUCCAAAGUGGGUUUUGGUUUUGCCCUCUCAGGAGGCAGAGAGAAGCCUCAUCCAGAAACGGGAGACACGGCUGUGGUGGUGUCGGAUGUUCUGCCAAAUGGACCAGCCAUGGGUAGACUCUUCAACAAAGACCAAAUUGUCAUGGUCAACGGAGUUCCUAUGGAUAAUGUUUACUCCAACUUCACAAUUCAGACCCUCAAGUCAUGUGGCAAGAUCGCAAAUAUAACGGUGAAACGCCCUCGGAAGAUCCAGAUCCCGGCCACCACCAGGCCAUCACGGGCGUCCUCCCAAUCCAACCUGCUGGAUCCAGAUACCACCAGGCGAACACGGGCAUCCUCCCAAUCUAACCUGCUGGAUUCAGAUCCCACCAGGCGAACACGGCGCUUCUCUGAUGGAAGCGACCAGCGCGAUGCGAGCCGCUACCGUGCUCACAGCUCCUCUCCAGCCCGUAACGGUUAUGGCACAUUACCUCUAUCAUCGGGGUACAAGAAGCUGCCACAAAACUACUCUGCAAGCAAACCCAUCAAAACCACCUUAACUAAAAAGAAAGUCACAGAUGAGUAUGGGUUGAAGCUUGGCAGCCAGAUUUUUAUAAAGCACAUGACAGACACUGGCUUGGCUGCAAAGGAAGGCACACUGCAGGAGGGAGACCUCAUUUUAAAGAUCAACGGUAUGACGACUGAGAAUCUCUCACUCCUGGAGACCAAACAUCUGGUAGAGAAGAGCAGAGGCAAACUGACCAUGACGGUCCUCAGGGAUGACCGCAGGUUCCUGGUCAGCAUCCCCGAGGUGGUGGACAGCGCCCCCAACAGCGAGGAGGAUCGUAACAGAGACAGCAGCUCGGAGAUGGAGGACAUUUCCGACAUUGAGGAGGACAUCACCCCCCGCAGAACAUCAAAACAGCACACCAGAGAGAGACGGACUCGCAGAGCCAGAGCAGAACCAUCUCAACGGGCCAAAUCUCGGGACACAUCACCUGUGCGCUCCACCAUGCCUCCUCUAAGAAGCUACACCUCUCGCAAAGAUCCAGUGGAUUCAGAGUCUGAUCGCAGCGCCUCGCCGCCUCCUGUCAGGAAAGUUGUUCCUGAACUGAACCCCAACAAAUACAAGCCUUUAUCAGGAAUGACCACUCUCCCAAACCCAAAGUUUUCUCCAAUGAACCCUACCUGGAACACGUCUCGCGCCUCCUCCUCGUCCUUGCGGCCCCGCAAACCCGUGUCAGAGUCUGAUUCUGACCGGAGCUCCUCCCCGCCGCCGCGCAUAGACAGCCCUCGCUUGGACAGAUACAAGUCUCUUUCUGAUCUUCCUCCUGCUGAUGUGAGCUCUUCCCCCAUCCUUAUUCGACAGGAUCCUCUUAGAAAGGUCAACUCCCCUGUUAGGAUCCCUCCUCCAGAUUCUGAUUCUGACUCUGGGUCAAACACCAACAUGGCUCCUCCUCAGAGGCUCAGCUCCUCCUACGGCCUGGACUCCAGAUACAGAGUCCUGCCGGAUGUUGCUCUGAAGCCUCAGGUGGAGCCGCCGCGCUGGAGCACGCCCGACAGCCUCCCACCGAAAGCUAACUCGGACAUUGAGUCAGAGCCCAGCUAUGAGUCUGUCCCUCGCAAGGACUCCACAGACAGUGAAGACAACACCACCAACAGGCCCAGUAUCCUUCCUAAGAAAUCCACUUCAGUUGCUGCAAAGCCAGAGCCUUCACGAAGUGUCCAACCACCCACCAGACCUCCUCCUGAUGAUUCCUCAGAGUCAGAUGAGCUUUCACACCUCAGGAGGUCUGGCAGCUCAGAGCGAGAGGACAGCAAACGCAGAGCUCCCCGAGCUGCGAAUGGAAACUCCACGGUCCGCUCUGGGAUUUCAGUGAAGAACAACCCCAUGCUCCAGUCCAAACCUGAGGAAGAGCCGCUUUAUUUCCUACCUCCAGAUUCUUACCCAUCAUCUAAUCCAGGGUACAGCUCAGAUGUGCAGACGGUGAGGUUUGUUAAAGAGAACAGCAUGGGCCUGAGGCUGGUGGGAGGCAACGACGUGGGUAUCUUUGUAGGCGGAGUUCAGCCCAACAGCCCCGCAUACGCACAGGGAAUGAAGGAGGGAGACCAGAUCUUACAGGUAAAUAAAGUCGAUUUUAGCCACUUUACCAGAGAAGAAGCUGCCAACUUCCUCCUCAACAUCGCGGCGGGAGAACCAGUGGAGAUCUCCACGCAGAAAAAGAUGGACAUUUUUAAGAAGAUUAUUGGAUCCAGUUUGGGAGACAACUUCUACAUCCGCACGCACUUCGAUCACGAGGCGGACAGUCCUAUUGGUCUGAGCUUCACCAGAGGAGAGGUGUUCAGGGUGGUGGACACGAUGCAUCGUGGGAAAAUGAGCAACUGGCUCGCCAUCCGUAUGGGGCAUGACCUGCGUGAGAUGGAUAAAGGCAUCAUUCCCAACCAGACCCGGGCGGAGAAAUUGGCCGCCAUCGAGCGCUCGCAGAGGCCAACUGCAGAGAGGCCGGUUUCAGGCCCACGAGCAGAGUUCUGGAAACUCCGAGGACUCCGAGGGAAUAAAAAGAACGAGAAGAGCAACAGGCGGACUCGGGAUGACCUGCUGCAGCUCACCAUUCAGGGCAAAUUCCCGGCCUACGAGAGGGUCCUUCUCAGGGAAGCUAAUUUCAAACGGCCCAUUGUCAUCCUGGGUCCUCUGAAUGACAUUGCCAUGGAGAAGCUGGCCAGAGAGAUGCCUGAUGAAUAUGAGGUGGCAGAGAUGGUUCCUCGCGGUGGAGGAGACAGCAGCUCCACGGUUAUUAAACUGGACACGGUCAGGAAAAUAGCAGAAAAGGAUAAGCACCCUCUACUGGACAUCACGCCCACUGCGGUGGAGAGGCUGAACUACAUCCAGUACCACCCGAUGGUGCUGUUCUUAGACCCUCACAGCCGCAAAGACGUGAAGGCCAUGAGGCAGAGGUACAACCCCAGCUCCAACAAGAGCUCCAGGCGCCUUUACUCACAGGCUAUGAAAAUGAAGAAACACUGCAGCCACCUGUUCUCAGCCCGUAUCGGCCUGCAGCCUGGCUCCAACAGCUGGUACGACACUCUGAAGGAAAAGAUCCGGCACCAGCAGCUCAAGCCUGUCUGGGUGCCUGAAGUCACGUUGGAGACCGGAGAUCAGGAUCUAGAUGCUCUGGACCAAACUCAGACAGACUACCUCAGUGCUGCCAGUGACCUGGAGGACACUGAUGGAGAGCCCUUCACUGACGGAGAGGCCUACACGGAUAACGAGGAUCUGGAAGAAGGUCGGAACGCUGCCAAGUACCAACAGAGCUCCAGGGAAGCCGGAGCCGCUUUAGCCCGGUCAUCUGAGCCAGCCUACAGUGCUGCAGAUGAAGCAGAGGACAGUGAUGACGAGUAUCCAGAGAGGGAAAUCCCACCUUUGAUGCAAGUGCCUGAGCCCAGGUCGGCUCGCCUGGAGAGUCACAGCCCGCCUCGGAGCGCUGCGGAGGAAGAAGAUCCAUCUCAUCGCAGCUUUUCUGACUCAGACUUUGAUGCUCUAGAUGAAGUUGCACACAACACUCCCUCAGAUGAACCACCAGAUUUUGUGGCUCCCAAUCCCGUGACGGGAUACUCGGUAGAUGAGCCUUCAUAUGAUGAUGAAGAUGAUGAAUUUGAAGAGGAGGAGCAGGAGCAGCCAGAGAGCAAUCCGCAUGCUAGCCUCUCUGCUAUCGAACAGAGAUUAGAGCAGACUCGAAUGGCUGAGCCACAGGCCCAGGCGGAGGAAAAGAAAGCCCCUGCGUUCAUUGUGUUAGCUCACCACCACCAAGCCGUCCAGUACAGACGCACGCAGAUCCGAGGCAGCGACAGCUCCGAGGAGGAGGCGGUGGAUGAAGAGGACGACAUUGAAUGGGGUCCUGCAACUGAACUCUAGACAAAGGAGUAAUGCAGUCACUAAGAAACUUUUGUAUUCGAUGGAUUUGAGGGGCCGUGAGAUCAGAGGAGGCUACUGUCGCUGCUAACUACAUCUAUGGCAAAAUGUUCACGGAGACCAUUUGGAUCAAAGUGCCUUUGUAAUGUUGUAAAAUAUAAAAUGUCUUAAGAGAUUCUUCUAAACCAGUCUGUGUCCACAGAAAACACCAGGCCGUUUGUCACUUUAGCUCCUUUUUUUAAACGCCUUUUUCUACAUUAAACUGUUUUCCUGAUUUUAAAA